AUGGACUCGUCUGUCUUCCACGAUGGCGGGAGCAGCAGCGGGGAGGGGGAUCUCGUGGAGGAACUGAGAACAACCACCUCCACCUCCACCUCCACCAGCCCCAGCCCAAGCGGCAGCAAGAGGCCCAAAUCGCCCCUCGGCUUCUCCCCCUCAUCGCCCUCAGGCUCAUCGCAACAGCAGCGAGCCGCUACGCGGCCGGGGGCGGCCCAGCCCCCUACGGUGCCCUCGGCCCCCAAGCCCACGCUCAAGGGCCGCGACGCCUAUCGUAACGGACCCCGGGACUUCCUGCUGAACCACCCCCAGGGGGGCACGACCACAUCUGCCUCGGGCGACCUGGCCCCGGUCCCAAACCUCUCCACCUCGCCCGGGUCAUCGCCCCGCGUGGCCCUGAGCCCGUGCUCGCCCCGCACAGUGAGCGCCAGCCCGAGAUCGCCCCGCGUGAUCUACCGGCACAACUCACAAAAGUCGGCCGAUGACUUGAUCAAGGCCCACCCCAAGCAGACCGCCACAUCCCCCCCGCCCGCCGAGGCCGAGAAGUCGGAGAGGACGGAGGGCAAGCGCAGCAGUAGGGGGCCGGCGCUGAAGCACAGGUCGAUAUCGUCGUCGCGGCUGGUGGAGUCAUCGUCGUCGUCGCUCGAACCGCUCAGCCGCCGGCGCCUGCCGUCCAACGAAGAGCCAGCCAUCGGCAGCCCCUCUAUGGCCAUCCCUAUGCACAGCACCAAGUCCGGCGAAGACUCGAGCACGCCCGAGAGACCCAAGGCCCGCUCCAGCAAGAAGUCCGGCUUCGGGUCUCUGUCGCGGGCCAGCCUGCGCACGAGCCUGCGCAAGGGCAUCUGGGGCUCCUCCGAAGAGGCACGCUUUACACGACAUCUAUGGCUCUAA
Molecule: messenger RNA, 882 nt
Organism: Acanthamoeba castellanii str. Neff
Lineage: Eukaryota; Discosea; Longamoebia; Acanthamoebidae
Product: ENTH domain containing protein
Exons: 4
Coding region: 1-882 (293 amino acids)
Source: RefSeq, a predicted model, not a curated record